AUGGCAGAUUCGAGCAGCGUCAGCGCCAUGACAGUCACAGAGGAAGAGGAGCAUACCCCGCUGCUCCUCCGGCACAGGACCAUGACCCGCGAGGAGACCUGGUGGACGCCCAUCCGCCGAUUCUUUCUAAACAUCUGGCGAUGGGCCACCGGCGACUGCAUAGACCACGACCAGCACAUGCAGCACAUAGCCGACGGCGACCCCUUCGAAAUGAUCUUGACCACCAAACGACGCAACGGCGAGUUCGUCUGCCUCGCCGCGAAGAUGGACACCGGCGCCGCCGCAAACUUCAUGUCGGACGAGCUGUGCGAGAGCCUAGGCAUGAACGACCAGCUGAUCCCCGCCUCCGAGGAGGACCAGCACCGCUUCACCGACUACGACGGCUCGCCGCUCAAGGUCAAGGGCAUCCUCAAGCUGCCGUACACGGCGGGGAAGCGGAGCUGGUAUUAUGCGGACGACAUGGCGGCGAGGUUCUACGUCGUGAUCAUUGAGGAGGAUCCGUGGGAUAUCAUCUUGGGUAGAGAUGCGCUGUGGCAUAUGCAUGCGCUUACUAUUGAUCCGGCCUAUACCGUCAAGCCUAAGUAUGAGGUUAUAACGAAGAAGGGGGACGGGAAGGGCACGGCUGCGCCGAUUGGCUUCGGCAAGACCAUCAUGCACGCCAGCGGCGGCGGUGGUACGUUGAAUCCGUUCUCCUCGUCAUUCCACUCGGACAUUCGGGAUGCUGACUUUACCUAG
This is a messenger RNA of Coniosporium apollinis CBS 100218, 735 nucleotides long. RefSeq lists its product as uncharacterized. The transcript has 2 exons. The coding region runs from base 1 to 735 and encodes 244 amino acids. The record is from RefSeq and is a predicted model, not a curated record. NCBI's taxonomy places the organism in Eukaryota, Fungi, Ascomycota, Dothideomycetes.